Molecule: messenger RNA, 3830 nt
Organism: Caenorhabditis sp. 36 PRJEB53466
Lineage: Eukaryota; Metazoa; Nematoda; Chromadorea; Rhabditida; Rhabditidae
Source: the annotation of a GenBank genome assembly
AUGCUCUGCCGAAGCCAACUGUCACGUGGAUCGUACCUGCAGAAAGAGAUGUCCGAGUUGCCGAUUCCAGAAGUGCCUGACGAUGGGUAUGAAAAUGGAAGGUACUGUCACUCAAGAUAUCUAUCUCUAAAAGAAAGACCGCCUGAUCGUAGGUAAUCGUAUCGCAUUGUUAAGUGUUCGGCAGAGCUCCCAGUUGUUUUGUCAGCCCUUUAGGAGAUUGAUGAUUGAGAUAGGUAGUUGUAACUGUUAUCCGGGUCCGUGUCUCUUUUGCUUUUUAUCAAGUCUUCCAAAAGUUCCCCCGCUUACAUCAUUAUGAAAAAGCGUGUUUCCUGUAAUAAUCGCGCAACGUUUACGUUUUUAUGGAUUCUCUCUCAGUUCCUUCUCUCGCUUCUUCUUCUCCUUUUUCUGCUGCUGCAUCGUUUUUCGUUUCUUUCGUUUUUGCAUGACAACAAAAACGAUAUAUUGAAAGUGAGAGAUGCAAAAUUGGAUAUGAAAGGAGAAGAGACAUAGAUCUGACAGAGGCGCCUAAAACCGGUACCUGGGGGAGGGAGUGCGCAUCUCACCGGCGGCAGGCAGCAUCGUCGUCGGCGACGGUGGCGCCCGAUCAUUUUGAAUGGGAGAGAAAGAUGAGGCAGUAGGCACCCCCAGGGCCUCCUCAACUUCACGACGAACACCCGAUUUCCGGAGACACAAAGAGAGGCGCACAUCACAUCCUGUUAUACGGUAGUUGUACCGGAAUGAGAGUGGCGGAUCGUCAGAAAAGUACAAAGAGAAUAGGAGCCGGCUCGAUAAUUAUAGGUCUCCUCCUCCUCCCCCGCGCGCGCGCGUUUGUUGGAAAACAUGAAGUGCCGAACUCAUUCAUUGCGGUGGAGAGUCUCAAUUGCCGGGUGUCGGGGGGCCUUUUCUGGGUACGUACUGUGCGGCAAAAAGACCUGUACUUGCCAGCCGGUCAAAUGAGCCGUGCGCAGUCAUCUGGCGGAGAAUAAAAAGGCGCGAAGCUCUAAUUGGAGGGGCAAAAGAAAAGCGCACUUGAUUGUCUUUAUAAUACUAUUUUUUUCAGCGGUCCGUGCCGAUAGAAUGAGAGGCGGAAGAAACAAGUUUGGCUCUUUUUAUAAAAGAGAUCGGGCUCAUCGAAUGCAGAGAAAUGCGAUGAGAGUGAACACGGUGUUGCCGGUCAACCCAGGGGCACCACAACAGGCAUUCUACACCCCGCCAGAUCAUCAAGUGUCGAGCAGCACAAACGAUCAGAAUACUCAAAUUCAAUACUUUGAUCAAACGAAAGUGAAGACUGAGUACAUCAAGACCGAAUAUGACGCACAUCUACAGAGCCCAACGCUGUCGAGCAGCACUAACCAGCAAUGUAAGUAGAGAGGUGAAUCUAUGAAUCUAAUUUGACUGAUUUUGCAGUGUCCGACUUUAUCAUGAGACCUUCCGGCUACCUGGUCGAUCAUCACGACAGUCUGGCAGUUCUACUGGGAACCACCAUCGAAGAUCCAUUGCUCCGUCAUACCAACUUCCCCAAUAACUACCAGCUCGCCGAAGUGAAGCAAGAGCCGUUCGAUUACACUGAACAGUUCAUCCACCAUCCUCUUCAUGAGUACACCAACUACUCCACCAACAACUCUAACUACGCCACCAUGAUGCCGGUGACUACUGUCUCCAGCACACAGUCCAUGGUCACUUCAACAUCUUCCAGUGAGUUCUGAAUCUGUAACUUAUGAUUUUAAGAAAAUUUAUUUCAGCGAUCGCCAGUCGAACGGACACCACUAGCUCUUCUCCAAUCCUUCCGGUUUGCCCAAUCCCUACCGAGAAGACGGUCGAUCACUUCUACAACAGUACUCUUGCCGAGAUGUGCAAGUCACUUCCGGACGAGGCUCAGAUUGUCCGAAUCAUCACAUCUGUGAAAGGAGUCUGUAAACCAGACCCGCAAACGUUCGCCGUUCAUGUCGCCGAGGAGAACCUGAAGGAGCUGGUGACUUGGGCCAAGAACAAUCGGUUCUUCUGUGAAUUGAAGGUUCGUAAUUACAGGUUAUACAUACAUAUCUAGAUGGCUCUCACACUUGUUCCGGACACCCUUUUUAUCCUCUAUUUCUCACCAAUGAUAGAAAGACAGAUUGCCCGCUUCCGGGCAUGAAAGAAACCGAUGCCGCUCGCAAAAAAGGAAGCGCGUCCAUACAAACACCUCUUCUUUUGUUUUCCAUACCGGGCCCAUUAUGUAGUGCCAAUUUCCGGGCCAUAAUUGCAUUGCACCUUCUUGUCCGCGCACCACUCGAAUGCAUUGAGAAAGAUAAGUACUAAAGUGCAUUAUUCCAGAUGGAUGAUCAGAUGACACUGUUGCAAGGGUCGUGGACCCUUAUCCACAUGAUCGAUAUCACUAAUGCAAUGGUUCGCGGUGAUCUCUCCCCGCAGUACAAAAUCUCAAACGGAGAAGAGUAAGUGGCGGUCUUGGGAACGGAUGCAUUUGAUUAGUCAAUCAACUUUUGCGCAACAUGGGGUUCUAUAAACAAACAGCGCGGCGGUGCGUAGAAGAUGGACCGCACCGAUAAAUCUUAUUCUCGUUGACUGUGACUCACCCUCCCGAUUACCUACCGUUAGGUGCCGGUAUGACGUAAAUGAACGUCGGUCGCGAUUCUCAAUUCUGAUAAUCUCGAUCGAGAGCUCACCGCUAACCAUAAACGGGAUUGCGCUCCACGUUUCCAUCGGCGGUGAUUUAUACUAUCAUAUAAAGGAUUACGGUAAGCGUGUGUGAACCUUAACGCCGCCGCAGUUCACGUAAUCUAAGAAAGCGGCCGGCAGUAUACUAUAAGGGUCUUUCAAAAGUUCAUGGCACCAAUAAAAUAAAACCUUUGAUCGUAAAGCGCACAAUCGUUUUCUUUGCAGCGUGUCGGUCGGAUACCUGGCGGUUUGUGGAAACCAGUCCAAUCUGGUUCAUUGGAAUGAUAUUGUGGCCCGACUCCGCACCAUGGGCUUCACCAACUACGACUACUGUGCCUUCCGCUUCCUGGCACUCUUCGAUCCUUCCCUGCAGAACUCUGCACUUGUCGAGGAUGUUCACCGUCAAGUCCUUCAGUCUUGGGGCGAAGUCCGAUCCAUCGGGCCAAUCAUCGAAGUCUUUGAGCAGAUCAAGUAAGAAAUCAAAACCGUUAUAAUAGUCACUCGUCCUUGAUGACGAGGAAUCCAAUCAAUCUCCCCCAUCCACCAAAUUAGCGACGUCCCGUAUAAUUAGUGCUCCUCUUCCCCGCCCUGCCCCAUCAUCCUUUUCUUACCCACCUAUCCCCCCACCUUCACCCCGUAAAACUUGUUGUAUAGAAGGAACAAAAGAUGGAGGGAGGAAGCAUGAGAACUGCGGAAGAAGAAAAAAAAGUUAUAAUAGAAGAAUGAGGCUCAUUUAUUCUGGUUGGAUAGGUGCGCGAGGGUGGAAGAAGAGAUUAGGAGGCAGCCAGCACAAUAUGUAUACGGUAUAGUUGCGCAGCAGGUGGUACUAAGCACUGAACAACAACUGUCCUGUCAGGUUCUUGACUUAUGAAUAUGAAUAGAAAGAAAUGAAUAUGGAAAAGAAAAUCAGUCAUUAUUAAGUGUUCUUUUUUUUCAGGCGUCUGGCUUACGAUGCUCAGAUACAUAUGUGGCAGCUGUCGGUGAACGGAGUACAAACCUGGGACAGCAUGGGAUCAAACGCUUCCUUGGUUCUUGAAAUGAUCAGAACUUCAGAAGGAAAAAUGAGAGGGAAGAGAGAAUAUGCUCAUCCUCAUGUCAUGAUUCAAAACCUUCCACCGCCUCCAAUCCAAACCACUUAUGCCCCAUCACAUACAAUUUACAUGGCCACAUCCUGA